Molecule: messenger RNA, 2099 nt
Organism: Musa acuminata AAA Group (dessert banana)
Lineage: Eukaryota; Viridiplantae; Streptophyta; Magnoliopsida; Zingiberales; Musaceae
Product: RNA demethylase ALKBH10B-like
Exons: 7
Coding region: 147-1832 (561 amino acids)
Biological process (GO): mRNA catabolic process
Molecular function (GO): demethylase activity; mRNA binding
Source: RefSeq, a predicted model, not a curated record
UCUGUCUCGUCCUUUAGUAUCUUCUCUCUCGCUAAUUAUUAUACGUUUCUACCGCUCGCUCUGUCGCUCCCACUCUCUCGCUCUAGAAAUUUCCGUGGCGUAGAUUUGGGGUGGGUAGUAGGAAGAGUGAUUGGUCGGUGGGGUUGAUGGCGACGGCGGUGGCAGGGGCCGCGACUGCCGCGGCGGCCGCGGUGGUGCCGGAAGUGUACGCCAGGGACGCGAUGAUCGCGUGGUUCCGCGGAGAGUUCGCGGCGGCGAACGCGAUCAUCGACGCGCUGUGCAGCCACCUGGCGCAGAUCGGAGGGGCGGCGGAGUACGAGGCGGUGUUCGCCGCCGUACACCGGCGGCGACUCAACUGGAUCCCGGUGCUCCACAUGCAGAAGUACUACUCGAUCGCUGACGUCGCCGCCGAGCUCCGUGUAGUCGCGGCCAACCGCGAGGUGGCCUCUUUCGCCUCCGCGGCCGAGGAUCCGACGGAGGCGAAGCAGCUGGUGACGACGCCAGAGGAGGAUAAGCCGGUGGAGAGCGGCGGUGCUCAAGCGGAGGAGGAACAUGCUGCUUCAGAGGAAUCAGUGGUAGACGGCGUUGGCAUCGCAGUUGAAGAGGAAGCGGCGGCGGAGGAAGAACCUGCUGCUGCAGAGGCGGUGGCGGACGACGGCGUUCAGGUUGUCGUAGUGGAGGAAGCGGCGGCGGACGAGGUUUCUUCCGGUGAUUCUUCGGAUCACAAGGGUACCGAAGGGGGCGACGCCAAGGGAGGAUCUCAAGAGGAACAUCAGGAGGGACAAAUUUCAUUCAACGAGGUCAAUAUUUGUGUGGGUCAUGAAGAUUGCUUGGCACGUCCCGAACGGAUCAAGAUCUUAAAAGGUUUUGUGGCCAAGGAGUCAGUGAAGGGGCAUAUGGUUAAUGUUGUUAAGGGCCUUAAAUUGUACGAGGACAUUUUCACAAACUCAGAGCUUCUCACUCUUGCUGACUACAUUAAUGAACUACGUCUUGCUGGACGCGGCGGAGAACUUUCGGGAGAAACAUUUAUUUUCUUCAACAAACAAAUGAAAGGGAAUAAGAGAGAGAUCAUUCAACUUGGUGUCCCAUUAUUCCAAUCGACUACUAAGGAGGCAGCAAGUAAUAUCGAACCGAUUCCGACUGCUCUGCAAACUGUAAUUGAUCACUUGGUUCAGUGGCGCUUAAUUCCAGAAAGUAGGAAGCCCAACAGUUGCAUAAUCAACUUCUUUGAUGAGGAUGAGCAUUCACAGCCAUACUUCAAACCUCCACAUUUGGACAAUCCCAUUUCCACGCUUCUUCUAUCUGACACUACAAUGGCUUUUGGACGCUCUCUUGUCAGUGAUCAUGAAGGAAACUACAAGGGCCCUCUAACAUUAUCGAUAAACGAAGGAUCGCUCCUCGUUAUGCGUGGCAACAGCGCAGACAUGGCGAGGCACGUCGUGUGCGCGUCACCAAAUCGGAGGAUCAUCAUCACAUUCGUGAAGGUCAGAGCUGCCAGUCACCCGACAGAUUCACCGACGGCGCUGCAGCAGCCGACCAAAACCAUGGCUCUUUGGCAACCUGCACAGAAAGUAGCCACCACCGGAGUCAUCGCCUGCGGGCCUCAUGCGAUGAUCCCGGCUGCAUGGGGACUCGCUCUCCGCAGUCCCGUCGUCAUGCUACCACCACCCAGAGCCAUGGUCAUGAGCCCCAACAAGAAGGCGCCUCGCGGCGGCACCGGUGUGUUUUUACCCUGGACUGUCGGCCCCAAGAAGUACACUAGGCAUCUUCCCCCUCGCAUCCAGAAGAGGAGGUUACCGUCAUUGCCAUCUCCGCUAGAAGUGCGAGCGUAGAUCACAGUAGCAGCUUUUGAGGUGCCUUCUCUUUGUCGUGCCUUGUGAUGCAGUACUGAGUGGAUGUGGGUUGUUAUGGUCGUGAAGAAGAUGGUGGAGAGGGGAUUUAUUGUCGAUAAGUUAUGUUUCCGUCGGCGUGGUUGUCUCUCUCUUUAAAGUUUCUAGGGUAGCAGAGGUAGCGAAGUGCUUGAAUCCACCCUACUGGGCAUGUUAGAAUUUUGUAAUAUUUAUGUUAAGAGUUAUCUUCAACGGUAGAUUUACGCUGAA